AUGUCAACCGCAACCAAACGCCUCAUCGUCUUCGGCGGCAACGGCUUCCUCGGCUCCCGCAUCUGCCGCUCCGCCGUCGCCCGCAACUGGGAAGUCAUCUCCAUCAGCCGCUCCGGCCAACCCCACUGGCCCUCCUCCUCCCCACCCCCCUCCUGGUCCAGCUCAGUAACCUGGCAGAAAGGCGACAUCUUCAACCCCCAAUCCUACCUCCCCUUCCUCCCCUCAGCCACCCACAUAGUCCACACCCUCGGCAUCCUCCUCGAAGCAGACUACAAAUCCCUCCUCUCCGGCCGCCCCUCCCCCGCCAACCCCCUAGACCGCAAACCCGGCGACCCAACUCCCCUCAACACACGCAGACAGGUAACUUACGAAACCAUGAACCGCGACAGCGCCAUCCUCCUCGCAAAAGAGGCCGAAAAGGCAGGUGUGGAAGGCUUCGGGUACAUCUCCGCCGCUGCUGGAGCGCCAGUCCUACCCUCGAGAUAUAUCACCACCAAGCGGGAAGCAGAGGACAUUAUCCAACGCGAGUUUCCCAAACUGAGAUCGGUCUUCUACCGCGCGCCGUUCAUGUGGGAUAGUUCUAGGCCUGUGAGCCUGCCUAUUGCUGCCGGGGGCCUGGUCGCGAGCACGGUGGAUGGGCUCACGGGGGGGUUGCUCAGGGGGGUGCUGGGGGCGGCCGCAAUCAAACCUCUCAAGGUGGACUUGGUGGCUGAUGCGGUGGUGGAGGGGCUGGGUGACCAGAGUGUGAGGGGGGUUGUUGAACCAAAAGAGAUUGAGGAGUUGGGGACCAAGGGGUGGAGAAAGACGAUGCUUUAG
This is a messenger RNA of Podospora anserina S mat+, 816 nucleotides long. RefSeq lists its product as uncharacterized. Bases 1 to 816 code for a protein of 271 amino acids. The transcript has 2 exons. The record is from RefSeq and is a predicted model, not a curated record. Gene Ontology annotation, cellular component: mitochondrion. NCBI's taxonomy places the organism in Eukaryota, Fungi, Ascomycota, Sordariomycetes, Sordariales, Podosporaceae. Gene Ontology annotation, molecular function: protein-containing complex binding.